Molecule: messenger RNA, 368 nt
Organism: Drosophila virilis
Lineage: Eukaryota; Metazoa; Arthropoda; Insecta; Diptera; Drosophilidae
Source: RefSeq, a predicted model, not a curated record
UUAUAUUUUGUCGUCAAGUCGGGUGGUUGAGUGGUUCAGCGGCUCAGCGGCUCAGCGCCUCAGUUCAGUUAUAUUCGAUGCGCGGCUUUUUGCAUAACAUUGGGCUUCUGCUCUGCUGCCUCUGGCUGAUGGGCGGCCUGGGUCAGCUGUAUGGCGCACCAGUUGGAGAUCACGUGGAUCAUGCCGGCUGUAUACGAGUCACGAUCGUUAGGCAAGCGCCAACCACAACAACAACAGCAACAACAGCAACAACAACAACAGCUACUACACCGGCUACAACCAGAGCCACGGUGGCACCUGGCUAAAAUUGACAGUCGAUUGUUUAUAGCUCAUAUUUAAAAUAAAGUGCCUAAAAAGAUCCCAGCAUA